Molecule: messenger RNA, 2088 nt
Organism: Cannabis sativa
Lineage: Eukaryota; Viridiplantae; Streptophyta; Magnoliopsida; Rosales; Cannabaceae
Exons: 11
Coding region: 1-2088 (695 amino acids)
Biological process (GO): DNA repair; telomere maintenance
Molecular function (GO): DNA helicase activity
Source: RefSeq, a predicted model, not a curated record
AUGAGUUCUGUGAAAAAAGCAUGUGUUGGAAAUGGUGGUAAUGAAGCUGUGUUAGAAGUAAAUAAUAGGAGAGGGAAAGAGCAUUUAUUUAUUUUUAGCAUAUUUGAAGUUGGGUCAACAUCUACACAGCAAACGAGUAGAAAAAAUUUCCAAGAUAAGGUAAUGGUGAAGAAUUCAAAGAACAAAUUGGAAAAAAGAAAACCAGAACCUUUUAAGUUAGGCAUACUACCUGAAGUGUCUCAUGUUCUGCAAACACCGAAAUUUAAUCCAUAUAGUCAAUUUUUUAGAAGGCUUGGCAAUAUCUCUGACUUAGAAAAUCAAAAGAUACAAAUAAGGUGUGAUGCAGGUCUCAAUCAAAGGGUAUACAAUUCUCCUUCUGUAUCACAAGUUGCUGCAAUUUGGGUGGAUGAUGAUGUCAGUGCAGAAAAUAGGACCCGUGAUAUUAUUGUGUCUUCUCAUGAUGAAGUAAGUCGAAUUCAUUAUUAUUUUGGAUGUUAUGAUCCACUGCAAUAUCCAUUAUUAUUUCCCUAUGGAGAAACAAGAUGCCAUCAAGAGUUAAUUAUUGCAGAGACUAAAGUUCUCCAAAAGAAGCCUAGAGAAUUUCAAACGAGAGGAUUACCACAUGCACAUUUCUUAGUUAUAAUGAAACCAGGUUCAAAAAUUAUUAACACAGAUUCAUUUGAUAAAAUUGUGUCAGCUGAACUACCUGAUCAAGACAAGCAUGCAUAUAUAUUUUCAUUAGUUGUGAAACAUAUGAUGCAUGGACCAUGCAGGAAACUUAAUGAUAAGAAUAUUUGUAUGCAACCAAAUGGAAAAUGUAAAAGCCAUUAUCCAAAACAAUUUCGUAUGAAAACAGAAUGUGGCGAUGAUUCUUACCCAAAGUACAAGCGACAAGAUGAUGGUAAAAAGGCUAAAGUGCGAGGUCAUUGGUUAGACAAUAGAUGGGUUGUUCCAUACAAUCCUUAUUUACUAGCUAAAUUUAAUUGUCAUAUUAAUGUGGAAAUUUGCUCAACAAUCAAAGCUGUGAAAUAUUUAUACAAAUAUGUUUACAAAGGUCAUGAUCGAGUUAAUUUUGCUGUUGCUUGUAAUAAUAAGUUGGAAAUUAUUGAUGAGAUUACAAUCUACCAGUCUGCUAGAUGGAUUUCUCCUCUUGAAGCAAUAUGGAGAAUAUAUGGAUUUAUUUUGAUUGAGAUUUAUCCAUCUGUGAUAUCAUUGCAACUGCAUCUUGAAGACACCCAAAUGAUUACUUACAGAAAAAAAGACAAUCCCUCCAAAAUUAUUGACAAAGAUAUUUUUACAAGAUCAAUGCUUACAGAAGAGAAUAAGAUUUGGACUCCUAGAAAGAAUGGUUGUGUGAUAGGGAGAAUUGUUGCCGCAAAUCCUAUUGAAGGUGAACGGUACUAUUUGCGCUUAUUAUUGAGUCAUAUCAGAAGUCCUACAUCAUAUGAUGAUCUCAAGAUUGUUAACGGUAUUGUUGUCUCUUCAUUUCGAGAAUCAGCUCUUUUACAUGGUUUACUAGAAGGUGACAAUAAUAUUCAUCUAUGCUUAGAAGAAGCAGCUACAUAUCGAAUGUCCUAUCAAUUGCGUCAACUAUUUGCUACUAUUUUGAUAUUUUGUGUUCCUAACAAUCCUUUACUUCUUUGGGAAAAGUAUAAAGAAUCCAUGUGUGAAGAAGAUUAUAUUGCUAAAAAAGUGCCAUUAAUUACUGACGAAUCGAAAGCACUACAAGAAAUUAAUUUUUUGCUAGAGGGAGCUGGAAAAUGUUUGUACGAUUACGGUUUUGUUCACUCUCUUGCAAAAUUAAGACAACAAGAGCAAAUUACAAAAAUGAUCAAUGAAGAAAAACAUAUAUCAGUCUCUAAUGAUGAUCUACUAUUAGUUGAAACAUUGAAUAAAGAACAAAAAAUUGCAUUUGAUUUAAUUUUUGAAAAAGUAUUAAAACAGGAAAGUGGAAUAUUCUUUGUUGAUGGCCCCGGAGGUACAGUAUCAUCUGGGGUUGCAGCUGGUAUAUUACCAGGUGGCCGAACAGCACAUUCUAGAUUUAAGAUCCCGCUUGUAUUUGAUGAAGGUUAUAAUAUGCUUAUUUAA